CUUCUUCCGUGCGCUGUGGCGCAAAGGAAGAUGCGAGUCUUGGCGUUGCGCCGCGCAGAGCAUCUUUUUUAUCAAUAUGCGGUAGAAGAGAUGCGAGCCAACGCUAAGUCAGGAAGAUGUGGAGAGAGGCAACGGGCAGGCACGUACAACGAGCGAGGCGAACAGCACCCGGUUGGAAGGGCUGUGCUUUGUCAGGAGGACAUCGCUUCGUUUCAAUGGGAGGACACAGUCGCGACUUCACCUGAUCUAUCACACCAGGAGGAUCGACCAGGAGGUGCGGCCCCGUCACGUAUGGACGAAGCGCCAAAGCUUCUCGAGUGGGUUGCGUCACUCUUCCUGGACCUUCAAACACAGGAAAAUGAAAAAAGUGCAAUCAGCAUGGCACUGAGAAGCGAACGAUACGAAGAUGCAUCGGAAAAAAAUGGGUCUUCGCCUCGUUCAAAAGAAUUUGAUCUGUGUCGGUCUCCCGCUUGUGUUGACGUCUUGCGCUUUUGUCCUAGUAGCUUUCGGACUCAGCGUCAGGAGUUCGUGAUAGAUGCCAUCCUUCAGGGCCGUAGUGACAUUGCUGCGUGUGCGCCUCGGCACAUUCGCCUUGGCGAGAGGUUCGCCUUUUUGGCUUCUGUUUACGGACCGACUCUUGGCUUUUUGCCGACUUUUCGUGACUUUUCACCUGUCGUAUCUUUCUGUCUUGCACACGAUUUCCGACAGGUUCGCUGGGUACCUCUCCGAUCCUGUUGGUCGGUUCACGAUACAGAUGCGGAGCUUGGCGAGUACAACGCCCGCGGGGUGCGUCUGCAAGACGGAUUAACGCCGGGCGAUUUCGUGUAUAAAGUUCUGGAGAUGCGAUCUCCUUUGAUGCUUAAGUAUUGCUCUUCCGACUUUCGAGAUAAUCCCGCCAUGUGCUGUUCCGCCUAUCUCAUGAACCCCAAUGAUGUGUCUCAUCGGUUGCAUACCGAUCGCAGCUUUGUUUUAGAACAGCUCGAGACAUACAUCCGGGAUGCGGAUCAUGGGGGAUAUUCAAAUAUUGUCGGCUAUACUUUUUCGCAUGAAACCGAGUCGGAAAUCUUAACUCUCUUUGCUGACGAUCAAGAGAUCAUUGAUAAAGCGCGCGAAGCUGCAAGGCGUCGCGCUGAAGUCGAAGCUGCUGGUGGGCCAUCACUACUUUAUGAUAUGCCGGAUCUGGAAAAAAGAGGGGUAAUUCGAUUCUGGUGCUAUCCUCCGCACGAGCAACGUGUACACACAUCAUCUGUCGAUGACUCCGAAACAAGUGGCUCGCUUUCUGAAGAUCAGGCUAGUCAGGCUGAUUCAUUUUACUCGGCGUGCAGCGUUGACACUUGAAAAUGCGCGCACCACGAUGAAUAUCUAUGUACUUAUGCCGCGUUUUGCGCUGCUUAUUUCCCGCCUUCCAGUUACAAGAAUAACACACAAAAAAAUGUAGAGUCGUGGAUAGGAGGAUCUUGAAGUAACCCCUCACAAUGCUAGAUUUGAGUCACACGAUUCCCAUUCAUUUCCGGUUUUCUUGAUUAUCUUGUGACGGAGGUAGGGAAGGCCUCCCAGAAAAUUGUGAAUUGAGAAUAAAGCCCUUUCGAAGCAAUCCCCCAGUUGUACACGGACGUGGUAUUACCACUGACGCACAGCUUAAAGAAGAAAGACGUUCUUUGAUGUGAAGAAUUAAGUAUCUGUGUAUAAGAACAAAGCUAGUAGUGCUAGUAGAAUGAAUGGCGAAGCCGUACUCUCCCAGCGCCAACCCGAUAGAUGAU
Molecule: messenger RNA, 1760 nt
Organism: Amoebophrya sp. A25
Lineage: Eukaryota; Dinophyceae; Syndiniales; Amoebophryaceae
Source: the annotation of a GenBank genome assembly